Messenger RNA from Cryptomeria japonica (Japanese cedar), 1834 nucleotides. RefSeq lists its product as uncharacterized. Gene Ontology annotation, biological process: regulation of DNA-templated transcription. NCBI's taxonomy places the organism in Eukaryota, Viridiplantae, Streptophyta, Pinopsida, Cupressales, Cupressaceae. Gene Ontology annotation, molecular function: protein dimerization activity; DNA-binding transcription factor activity. The transcript is spliced from 2 exons. Bases 330 to 1661 code for a protein of 443 amino acids. The record is from RefSeq and is a predicted model, not a curated record.
UUACAAUGAAGAUUCUUUACUAGCAAUUUGCUAGCAUUGCUACAGAAGACACGUGCAUGUGGGUGGGAAAGGCAGAUAAGAAGCCAAGCUUUGUUGAAAUGGAAGGAUUGAUGAAACCAAUACAACAUUUCAUGGUCUUGAAGAGAGCUUGAGCAGCAGCAGGAAGAAUCAAUUAAAUUUGAAGCCGAACUUGGAAAACUUAUCAAACUGGGGUGUUUUUCUCAGUUCUUUGUAUGGGUUUGAUUCUUUUGAAGCGUUUACCAUAAUCAACAAACACUAGUUUGUAGCAGUGUGUAUACAUUUAAUAGUGGAAAGAAAUAUAUUGAUCUAUGGAGAAGUUAGUGUGGAAUGACAACUCAUUUAUUCUGGCUGGAGAAUCAAAUCCAUAUCCAUGGGCCUCUAGGACCUUACUUUCUUGUCAAAUGCCUGACUCAAUCUCAGGGAACGUUUAUGAAAGUUAUCAUUUGGGUAUGCAGCAGCAAUCUGAUAUUAUUGGUAAUCAACUGAUACAGUCCAGUGUCAUUGCUCAUCAAUACCCACUUCAUCAAACAAAUCAAAUGACAGGCCAGCUAGUGAUUCCAAGCUCCAUGGAUAAAACUGCAGCAGAUUCACUACAUACAAGCUCCAGAUCUGUAAGAGGCUGGGGAUAUGCUUCACCCACAGAAAUCCCAGAUUCAUCUACUGCUGCUACUGAUAUGUUCAUAUCCAAGCAUGAGAUGAACCAAAAUUACUGUGGCUCUUUUGAUCAAGCUGGUCCUUCAUCAUGCAAUGAUUUAAUGCAGCUGUGUUAUACUUAUGAUGCCAACCAGCUGUUAAGCCUGCAGUCCACCAUUGAAUCAUUGGACAGCGUACUUUCCUCUGAUAAUGGUGGGAUCUCAGCAACUAGUACCACAGAGGACAAUAUGAAACCCAUGGUAUUGUCUGCUCAGAACCCACCACAAAAAAGUACCAGCAGUAUUAUGACUUAUUCGGUACAAAGACACAGUAAUAGUAAUGAGAAGAAUCAAUCCAAUUCUCAUUCCCAAGGCUCUUCGGAUCCCAUCACCAUGAAAUCCAAGGCCAUGAAUUGCAAACCCAAAUCCAAAACCAAACCCAAAUCCAAAGCCAAAGGCAAAACACAUGAAGCUAAUCCUCAGCUUGGAACACACUACAAUUAUUCCUCCUCUACUUCAUCAUCUUCAUGCCUUGUUUUUGGCCAAGCAGAUCCAGCAGGAAUAGAACCAGAUGCAGAAGCCAUUGCUAGUGUGAGAGAAAUGAUUUACAGGGCUGCAGCUUUCAGACCUGUGAAUCUAGGGACUGAAGUCUUGGACAAGCCCAUGAAGCGCAAGAAUAUCAAGAUUUCAAGUGUUCCACAAACAGUUUCAGCUCGUGAGAGAAGGGAAAGGAUCAGUGACAAGAUAAGAAUACUUCAAAGGCUUGUUCCAGGUGCUACUAAAAUGGAUACAGCUUCCAUGCUAGAGGAAGCAGCCAACUAUCUCAAGUUUCUCAAGGCCCAGGUUAAUGCCCUCCAAUCCAUGGGUACUGGUAAUAACAAGGACAGUAUCAAUUCUAUGGCAGGCUUGUGUUUUUCCACCAGUAAUUCUCUCAAUUCCUUCUCUUUCAAUACUGCUCUGAAUUCUCAAAAUUUAUCAGAAAGGUAUGCAGUAAAUAAGACAACCUGAGCUGCUAGUUUUGCCAUUUACAAUUGUAACACAGAUUGAUUGUCCAUGUACCAGGCUUCAAUAGAAAUUGGGUGCAGCGCUAGUAAUCUAAACUUGCUCAUGAAUAGAAAUCUGAGUAAGUCUAAAUUACCUGAUUCUGUAACCAUGUUGAGAGAUAAAAUCAUUUUUAUUUU